AUGAGCCUCACAGACAUUCUAAGCCCUUCUGACAUCGCUGCUGCUCUGCGGGACUGCCAAGCUCCAGAUUCCUUUAGUCCCAAAAAAUUCUUUCAGAUCAGUGGGAUGUCUAAAAAGAGUAGCAGCCAGCUCAAGGAGAUCUUCCGGAUUCUCGACAAUGAUCAAAGUGGCUUUAUUGAGGAAGAUGAGCUCAAGUAUUUCCUUCAGAGGUUUGAGUGUGGAGCCAGAGUGUUAACCACCUCAGAAACCAAGACCUUCUUGGCAGCUGCAGAUCAUGAUGGGGAUGGUAAAAUCGGGGCUGAAGAAUUCCAGGAAAUGGUGCAGGCUUAGAGGUUCAAAAGGACCAAACCAGAUAGAAUUGGGAUGAAUCUGCAGGAGACACUCCCAAACCUUGAAAAUCCGGAAUCCCUUAUUUAACUUGACAGUGUCUGUUAUUUUUUCACCGCCUUAGCAACAUAA
This is a messenger RNA of Haemorhous mexicanus (house finch), 459 nucleotides long. RefSeq names its product parvalbumin, thymic CPV3. Gene Ontology annotation, cellular component: cytoplasm; nucleus. NCBI's taxonomy places the organism in Eukaryota, Metazoa, Chordata, Aves, Passeriformes, Fringillidae. Gene Ontology annotation, molecular function: calcium ion binding. Bases 1 to 330 code for a protein of 109 amino acids. The record is from RefSeq and is a predicted model, not a curated record. The transcript is spliced from 4 exons.